Molecule: messenger RNA, 1293 nt
Organism: Loxodonta africana (African savanna elephant)
Lineage: Eukaryota; Metazoa; Chordata; Mammalia; Proboscidea; Elephantidae
Gene: RAD23A
Product: RAD23 homolog A, nucleotide excision repair protein
Exons: 9
Coding region: 36-1127 (363 amino acids)
Biological process (GO): nucleotide-excision repair; proteasome-mediated ubiquitin-dependent protein catabolic process
Cellular component (GO): nucleoplasm; cytosol
Molecular function (GO): ubiquitin binding; damaged DNA binding; polyubiquitin modification-dependent protein binding
Source: RefSeq, a predicted model, not a curated record
GAUCCCAGGGCCAGGAUCCGUCGCUCGGCCCUGCCAUGGCCGUCACCAUCACGCUCAAAACGCUGCAGCAGCAGACCUUCAAGAUCCGCAUGGAACCUGAUGAGACGGUGAAGGUCCUAAAGGAGAAGAUAGAAGCUGAGAAGGGUCGGGAUGCUUUCCCCGUGGCUGGACAGAAGCUUAUUUAUGCCGGCAAGAUCCUGAGUGACGAUGUCCCCAUCAGGGACUAUCGCAUAGAUGAGAAGAACUUUGUGGUUGUCAUGGUGACCAAGGCCAAAGCUGGCCCAGGCACCUCGGCACCCCCGGAGACUUCACCCACUGCUGCCCCUGAGUCCUCCACAUCCUUCCCGCCAGCCCCUGCCUCAGGCAUGUCUCAUCCCCCACCUACGGCCAAAGAGGACAAGAGCCCAUCAGAGGAAUCAGUCCCCACGAUGUCCCCGGAGUCUGUGUCAGGCUCUGUUCCCUCUUCAGGUAGCAGCGGGCGAGAGGAAGAUGCGGCCUCCACGCUAGUGACUGGCUCUGAGUAUGAAACGAUGCUGACAGAGAUCAUGUCCAUGGGUUAUGAGCGGGAGCGGGUUGUGGCUGCCCUGAGAGCCAGCUACAACAACCCCCACCGUGCUGUGGAGUAUCUGCUCACGGGAAUUCCUGGGAGCCCUGAGCCAGAGCACAGCUCCGUCCAAGAGAGCCAGGUGUCCGAGCAGCCGGCUACAGAAGCAGUAGGAGACAAUCCCCUGGAGUUCCUGCGGGACCAGCCCCAGUUUCAGAACAUGCGGCAGGUGAUACAGCAAAACCCAGCGCUGCUGCCCGCCCUGCUCCAGCAGUUGGGCCAGGAGAACCCUCAGCUUUUGCAGCAAAUUAGCCGGCACCAGGAGCAGUUUAUCCAGAUGUUGAACGAGCCCCCUGGGGAGCUGGCGGACAUCUCAGACGUGGAGGGUGAGGUGGGUGCCAUAGGCGAGGAGGCCCCACAGAUGAACUACAUCCAGGUGACGCCCCAGGAGAAAGAAGCCAUAGAGAGGUUGAAGGCCCUUGGCUUUCCAGAGAGCCUGGUAAUCCAGGCCUACUUCGCCUGUGAAAAAAACGAGAACUUGGCUGCCAACUUCCUCCUGAGUCAGAACUUUGACGAUGAGUGAUGUGGGGACACCAGGCUGCCCACCAUCCCACCUUACCCCCAUUCCCCAGAAGUUUUAUAAAAGAAAUAUAUAUAUAUUCAUGUUUAUUUAAGAAGUGGAAAAAAAGUUGAAAACCUUUAAAAAAAAAAAAAAAAAAAUUCCAUUUCCUGCUCUCCUCAAGUGUCCC